Messenger RNA from Arachis duranensis, 1455 nucleotides. RefSeq lists its product as uncharacterized. NCBI's taxonomy places the organism in Eukaryota, Viridiplantae, Streptophyta, Magnoliopsida, Fabales, Fabaceae. The record is from RefSeq and is a predicted model, not a curated record. The transcript has 2 exons. Gene Ontology annotation, biological process: response to auxin. Bases 291 to 836 code for a protein of 181 amino acids.
AUAUGGAAUACUAAUUAAGAUAUGAACAAAUAUAAGGUCUAGGUUUGAGAGCAUUCACUCUUAACCACUUUUCUAAGACAGAACCAUGUGAACUCUUAUGUGUAUGGACCCCAAUCCUUAACCACUUCAACAACCUUUCAUUCAUGAAAUAGUUUUCCAACAAAGAGCCUUCAGAUCUAUAAAUACAAAAACUCAUUGGCACUUCUAAGCAUCAAAACUAAAAUACAAUCUUCUCUUAAACUUGAGAACUUUUUUUCAUUGUUCUUCUUUUUACAUAUUAUACACUGAAAAUGGGUUUCCGUUUGCCUGCUAUUCGAAGAACAUCAUCGUUCUCAGCUAGGCAAGCAGCUUCAAAAUCUGUAGAAGUCCCAAAGGGGUAUCUUGCAGUGUAUGUCGGAGAAAACCAGAAGCGUUUUGUGAUCCCCAUUUCAUAUUUGAACCAACCUUCAUUCCAAGACCUGUUGAGUCAAGCUGAGGAAGAGUUUGGAUAUGAUCAUCCCAUGGGAGGUCUCACAAUUCCUUGCACUUUCUAUUGUUUUUCUUCUCACAUAUUUACACAAAAGAUGGGUUUCCGUUUACCUAUUAUCCGAAAGGCAUCAUUCUCUGCUAGCCAAGCGGCUUCAAAAUCUGUAGAAGUCCCAAAGGGGUAUCUUGCAGUGUAUGUUGGAGAAGAACAAAAGCGAUAUGUCAUCCCAAUUUCAUACUUGAAUCAACCUUCAUUCCAAGACUUGUUGAAUCAAGCUGCGGAAGAGUUUGGAUAUGAUCAUCCCAAGGGAGGUCUCACAAUUCCUUGCAGUGAACACGUCUUCCAGCAAAUCACUUCUCGUUUGAAUUGACGAGGAAACUUACACUGUAGGAGACUGACAUAGAUUAAUAUACAUUUUUGUACAAUAGAUUAGUAUUGAUAUCAGAAUGACAAAUUCCUUUUUGUAUGAUGAAAAUUGAUAAUGAAUUCAAUUACCCAACUACUUUCUUUGCCAAUACAAAUAUUCGCACUCCCAACAAGUAGGAGCUUAUAUGAGCAGAGCUACUUGCUUUAAGAACACCAUAUUUGACUGUUUGAAUAAAUUUUGAAGGCGAGAACUGAAUUCCUUAUCCUAGCAUAUAUAGAGCUAGAGAAUUUUUCCUAAGACCUGAGAGAAAGAUAAAUAUCUCGGUGAAAAAAUUGUUUUUGUGAUUGAAGUAACGGAUGCCAAUAACUAUAUGCAUACCUAUAGAUUUUCUCUCUUAUUCUCAGCUAUAGUUUUAGCUAUGCCUUGAAUUCCCAAAAUUCGACGAUCAAGGCUGUAUUUAUGAGAUUUCAUUGCUACAUGUUGUGAAGGUCAACUACAGUGCUCUACGAUUCCAUAUUUUUCUCAUUCUAAUGAGCUUAGUGGCCGAAUUGGAAAAUUUUGAAAGAACAAAAAAAAUCACGUUAUAGGAAAACUAGAAGUUCUAUGUUAUUUGCCUAUUAAA